This is a messenger RNA of Mobula hypostoma (lesser devil ray), 5147 nucleotides long. RefSeq names its product cilia and flagella associated protein 97 (gene cfap97). The transcript has 3 exons. Lineage: Eukaryota; Metazoa; Chordata; Chondrichthyes; Myliobatiformes; Myliobatidae. The coding region runs from base 876 to 2060 and encodes 394 amino acids. The record is from RefSeq and is a predicted model, not a curated record. Gene Ontology annotation, biological process: spermatogenesis.
CCGUAAAUGACGAGGAGGAAAUUGUCUUCGGUUCUGAAGUCGACUUCAGAGAUAAUGAAUUUCUGAGAAACAACACAACGGAAUAAACGCUGCUAUCCUUAGGGUUCAAUUUAAUGAGUAGUACACUCAGCUCAGUCUUUGGCGUACAAUUUCCUUCAAUGAAUUCUUCACUUCUUCAAUACAGAGUAAACGUAACAACAUUUACAAACUGUUUCCAGUGUAUAUAAGAUAAACUUUCCCAACAGAGUGGGCAUACAACCCAUUCCCGAGAGCUAUAAACAUUUUCGAGGAGAAUUUGAGCGUGGAAAUAGGUUGAAGGGGCCACGUGGCCGAGAAAGCUCAGUCCGGUUGUUAAUCAUUAAAAUUCCUGCCUUCCAUUUUCCUUCGGUCAGCAUCAAACGGAUGGAACCAUUCGCGACGGAGCGUGUGAGCUGGAGGGACGACAGCAGCGAAGCACGUCGGAAACGGAAGUGACAUCGUUAGUAACGCUCCUGAGAAACCGAGGCAAAAGCAAACAACUGCGAAAAGAAAUAGAAAAUAGGAGAUAAUAGGAGAUAGGAGUGGGUGAGGGUAAAUAUCAGGGGAUUGGGGUGGGGCUGAGCUUGGGAAGGAAGGGUGACCAAUGGAGGUCCGGAUGAGGAGAGGAUCAGUGGGAAUGCGGUGAACGACUGUGAGGGUCGGAUGAAGAAGGUGUUUGAAGUGAAGGGCGGAUCAGAGGGUCAGGGAGUGACCGAGGGGGAAGCAGCAAAGAUCAGAGGGGCUAUAACGGAGUGGUGUGCCUGUGUGGGUGACGGGGUUCCCGUGACGUGGUGGGACCAGAGACCGGGUGACGGGCUCAGAUUGUGAGGGCUGUGGGGUAGCAGCACCGGGCGCUGAUGGAUAGCGAUGCGGCCUUGGACGGUGAGGUUGAUCACUCCUUCUUCGACAGUGACUACGAGGGGGUAGGGGAACGGGGUGGGCGGCAGAGCCGCGUCGGCGACCAGGGGCAGCGGUCUCCGAGCGGUGCGGGAGAGGGGAUGGUAAUAAGGGCAUUCAACGUGGAUUCCUCGGCGAGUGCGGCAUCUCCCUCCGCCUCGUCCUCUGCCACCCCGGUCUCCCGUUCGUCAUCGUCAGCAUCAUCUCGCGGAGAGUUCGCCCGCUUCCGCACGAAGAGCCCCAACUAUCCCAGCGACAGUAGGAGGAGCAGCAGCAGCUCCAGUCAUGACGGGGAUCGGUCUGACCGUAGCCGUAGCACAAGCCCCAGGACUCUGCCGGCCAGCCGCUGGCUACAUAGGGGUAGUGAGGCUGCUCUGUCAGAUCCGGCAUCCAACUGCGAUUCGGACAUCGGCAUCUCCGUUUCGUGCUGCGCAUCGCCCUCUUCGUCUGAGAAGCGCCCUUCGUCGUUUCCCACUUCUCAAUGGAGAACUAGGCAUUCAACGAAGACAAGGAAAGGCCGCAGCCAGGAAUUGUGCUGGACCAGGAAACAGCCUGAAGACACAGAGGGUACUGUGACUGACGUGACUCCGCUCUCCAGCCCAGGGUGCAGCCCCAUUCACUCGAAUGACCAGCAUGUGGAACCGAAGCACACGACCAACAGGAAAAAGCACAACAAAAAGCAAGAAAACGUCACCCAGGCAAUCUACAUCAGUCUUGACCCAUUGAAUUUUGAUAAGGAAAAAGAUGAAGGGAUACAAAAUGCACGGCGGCAAAAGAACGCGAGGGAAGCCAAGCCUUGCAAACCCAGCUCAACGGCAAGCUCUCUGGAAUCCAAGAAAUCCAAUCAAAGAUGUGGCCAAAAAGUACCAAAUGAUGCCACUGACUUGAACCAUUUGUUGAAAGAACAAAGGCGAAGAAAAAACUACACUUUCAGUAAUGAGGAAGCAAAGCGGAUUGAUCGCGAAAAUCAGAGAUUGCUACAAGAACUAACUCGAAAAGCCACAAGACCAGCAGUCAAUAAACCAAACAAAACAGCAGCUACUACAGUCCGAGUCUACCACAGUACUCUGAACAGACAGAGGGAGCAGGAGAGAAUUGAAAGAGAGAACUUGGCAUUUACAGGAAAACAAAGAAAUACAAUAUAAUUUAUGGAAAACUAUAAGCAAUGUGAAAAAGAAGACAAAAAGUACAAAUAAUAAAAAAGUAAAUAGGUAAUACUGAGAACAUGAGUUGUAGAGUCCUUGAAAGUGAGCGUGUAGGUUGUGGAGUCAGUUCAACAUUGAGAUGAGUGAAAUAAUCCACAAUGAUAUCCACACUGGUUCAGAAGCCUGAUGGAUAUAGGGUAAUAACUGUUCCUGAACCUGGUGGUGUGGGACCUAAGGCUCCUGUACCACCUUCUCAGUGGUAGUAGUGAGAAGAGAGCAUGGCCUGUAUGAUGAGGUCCUUGAUAAUAGAUGUUGCUUUCUUGUGACAGUGCUCCUUGUAGAUGUACCCAAUGAUGGGGGAGGGCUUUGCCUGUGAUAGACUGGGCUCCAGCCAACAUUUUCUGUAGACUUUUCUGUUCCUUAGCAUUGGUGUUACCAUACCAGGCCAUGAUGCAACUAGUUAGGAUAUUCUCCACUGUGCAUCUAUAGAGACUUGUUAAAGUUUUAGAUGAUAUAUCAAAUCUACGCAAACUUCUAGGAAAGUAGAGGUGUUGCCUUGCCUUCCUUGUAAUGGCACUUGGACGCUGGUCCCAGGACAGAUCCUCUGAUAUGGUAACGCCAAGGAACUUAAAGUUACUAACCCUCUCUACCUCUGAUCAUCUAAUGAGGACUGGCUCGUGGAUCUCCAGCUUCCUCCUCCUGUAGUCAAUAACCAGCUCUUUAGUUUUCUGAUGUUGAAGGAGUGGUUGUUGUUACAACAUCAUUCAACCAGAUUUUCAGUCUCCCUCCUAUAUGUCAACUUGUCAUCCCCUUUGAUUUGGCCAGCAACAGUGGUGUCCUCAGCAAACUUAAAUAUGACACUGGAGUUUUACUUAGCCACACAAUCACAGGUAUAAAACGAGUAGAGCAUGGGGCUAAGCACACAGCCUUGCAGUGAACCUGUGCUCCGUACUGACUGGGACAGGCAAGUAAGGAAAUCGAGGAUCCAGUUGCACAGGGAGGUAUUGAGGCCUAAGUCUUAGAGCUUAGUGUGUAGUUUCAAGGGGAUGAUAGUGUUGAAUGCUCAGCUGUAGUCAAUGAAGAGCAUCCAGAUAUAUGCAUCUUCAUUGUCCAGAUAUUCCAGAGCGGAGUGAAGAGCCGAUGAAGUAGAAUCUGCUGUUGACCUGUUAUGGUAGGCAAACUGGAGCAGAUCCAAGUUACUCAUCAGGAAGGAGUUGAUAUUCUUCGUGACCAACCUCUUAACACACUUCAUCACAGUGGACGUAAGUGCUACUGGACGAUAGUCAUUGAGGUAGGUUAUCAUUUUGUUCUUGGGACAUAAAUACAGGAGGUUCUGCAGAUACUGGAAAUUCAGAGCAAUGCAUAAAAUGUAGAGGAGCUAGGGAGGGGAGUAAAUAGUCAGUUUCAGGCCAAGCCCCUUCAUCAGGACAGGAAAGGAAGGGGAAACAACCCAGAAUAAGAAGGCAGGGGGAGAGGAAGGCAUACAAGCUGGCAGGUGAUAGGUGAACAGAUACGGGGAAAUAUGGGUGAAGGAAAGGGGAUGGAAUAAGAUGUUGGGACGUGAUAGGUAGAAAAGGUAAAGGACUGAAGAAGGAAGAAUCUGAUAGAAGAGAGUAAACAAUAGGAUAAAUGAAAGGAAGAGGGGCACUACAGGGAAUUGAGGAGAAGGGAAGGGGUAAAAGGCAGGCUAGAAUGGGGAAUGGAAAUAGAGAGAAGGGGGAAGGGGCAGAAAUUGCCAGAUGUUACAGAAGUUAAUGUACAUGUUGCAAGGAUUUGAGGCUACCCAGAAGGAAUAUAAGGUGUUGCUUCUCCAACCUAAGAUUGGCCUCAUUGUGAUAGUAGAGGAGGCCAGGGACCAAUGUAUCGAAAUAGGAAGUAGAAUUAAAACAGGUGGCCGCCGUGAAAUCAAGCUUGUUGUGGCAUUCAGAGCGAAGGUGCUUGACGAAGCAGUCUCUCAUUCAAAGUCAGGACUCAAGAUUGGUGCUGGAUCCCGACAGAAGGAAAUGUAGGGAAGUGUAGAGUCAUGCUUAUGACUUAUGGAGACUUAUGGAGAAAAGGAGUUCGGUGGGUAAUAAAAUGGACGAGUUCACGGCACUAGCCAGGCGUCAGAGAACAUUUCGGGAGUGCAGUGUUACGUAUUUCACUGGAACGGGGCUGCACGAGGACAUACCCGAUCAAAACUUCCACGGACGGCUUCCAGACCGUUCGGGCUGACCAGAUCUGCACUGAGAGCGGUAAGCAUAAAGGAGUUGGGUGCUUACUGUUCUGGUUAACAACAGAUGGUGCAAUCCGGGCCAUAUUACGAUCGAGGAACGUGUUUGUAGACCGGAUAUUGAACUUUUUACUUUUGGACUUCGGCCAUAUUCCACCGAGGUACAACACUGAGCGGCACGGGAGGUCAUUCCUGCCUGUGGCCAUCAAACUUGCAGCUCCUCCCGUGAAGGGUCAGACACCCUGAGCCAAUAAACUGGUCCUGGACUUAUUUUCCUUCUGGCAUAGUUUGCAUUUUGUUGUUUGAUUGUUUGUGGUUUUUGUAUUGCUAUAUUUAUGCUCUAUUCUUGGUUGGUGCAGCUGUAACGAAACCCAAUUUCCUUCGGGAUCAGUAAAGUAUAUCUAUCUAUCUAUCUGUGCAUUUGAUAGAGGAAUAAAGGUGUAGAUUGUUUUCUAAAUGGGAAGUGAAUUUAAAAUUUGGAGGUGCAAAGGGACUUGAGCCCUAGUACAGGGUUCCCUAAAAGUUAACUUGGCAGGUUGAGUUGGUAGUAAGGAAAGCAAAUGCAAUGUUAGCAUAGAUUCCAAGAGGGCAAGUAUAUAAAAACAAGGACGUAAUGCUGAGACUUUAUAAGGUAUUGGUCAGACUACAUUUGGUGUUUUCUGUACAGGUUUGGGCCAUAUAUACCCCGGUGGCAGUGCCCCUUAACAAUAGGUACUCCUGUUUGAGUACUGUUGCGGGGGACAGCUUACCCGGGGGAAGCAACAGUGGCCGUGCCUCCGGCACAGAGUCUGGCCCUGCAGCUCAGAAGGGUAGGGCAAGGAAGAGGAGGGCAGUUGUGAUAGGGGACUCGAUAGUAAGGGGGUCAGAUAGGCGAU